AUGAUUGUCGGAGAGCUCAGCUACCCCAAACCCAGCAUCUCUCUGAGCCCCAGCGUGGGGGUCUCCCUGGGGGGAGCCGUGACCGUCCGGUGUCGGGGGCAGCACCAGGGUGUGCAGUUCGUGCUGAAUAAAGAGCAACGCCAUUUCCCACCUGCGGAUUCGGACGGGUUUGAGGCUGUGUUUCCCAUCAGCAACGUGAGCCGGGAGGACGGCGGGAACUACAGCUGCUCCUAUCACAGCCGAUCGGAGCCGUUUGCCGUGUCGUACCCCAGCGAACCAGUGGAGCUGGUGGUGAGAGAUACCAGCUUACCCAGACCCUCCAUCUCUCUAAACCUCACUGGGGUCACCGCCCCAGGGGCAGACAUCACCAUCCGGUGUCAGGGGCAGUUCUGGGACGUGAGGUUCUUCCUGCACAAGGCUGGAGACCUGAACCCGCCGCGACACAUGGACCCUGCUGGGGACGGGGCCGAGUUCCGCAUCCCCACCGUGGGCCGGCAGCACAGAGGGAACUACAGAUGGAGCCCCAGCGACACCGUGGAGCUGAUGGUAGCAGGUGUAUCAGAAUCGCCGGCACCUCCAGGUCUGACCAGCCCCACCAUCGCCGGGGUGAGCGCGACAGCCGCCGUCCUCCUCGUGGCCUUCGUCUGCUUCAGAAAAAUCCGAGCCAGUAAGUGCCUCACCCAGCAAGGGAAGGGUUAA
Molecule: messenger RNA, 699 nt
Organism: Chrysemys picta bellii (western painted turtle)
Lineage: Eukaryota; Metazoa; Chordata; Testudines; Emydidae
Source: RefSeq, a predicted model, not a curated record